AGGAAGAGCAGCAAUUCGACUUGACGCACUUCACCGAGUCUUCAAGGAGCUAACUUGCACUCAGAUUAGCGAGCAGUCUUUUUAUCAAGUGAUCUGGAUACUGAGCCGCAUUGAGUCUUGAAGCAUGGAAGGAAGAUUCUUUGUUCUGUCCUUACUUUUUGGCGCAGUCUCCGUCAUGGCAGAUGGCAGCUGUCAGAAUCCCAAAGAACGCUGGGAAUGCGGAUGGCUGGGAAUAGAUCAGCAGACAUGUGAGGCACGAGGAUGCUGCUGGGAUCCCAGUGAUCCGAACAAGCCGUGGUGCUAUGUUAAACCUGGCACAUAUCUCCCGGAUGGACUUUGCCCCGUUGCUCCUUCUGAACGACAGGAAUGUGGUUACUUCGGUAUUGAUAAGGAGGAAUGUCUGGGAAGGUCCUGUUGCUGGGAUCCAAUUGUGCCUAACACCAAUUGGUGCUUUACACAACCAUGUGAGUUUAUUGUUAGGAAAAAUUCUCAAUAG
This is a messenger RNA of Pocillopora verrucosa, 496 nucleotides long. Its product is annotated as trefoil factor 2-like. The record is from RefSeq and is a predicted model, not a curated record. NCBI's taxonomy places the organism in Eukaryota, Metazoa, Cnidaria, Anthozoa, Scleractinia, Pocilloporidae.